AUGGUUUUACCACCGCCACUACCCUCAGGACCAAUCUAUCCGCCCACACUCUCAAUAUGGAAACGCAUAACUUUUGCCAUCAAGGUCCGCCUCCUCAAAACCAUAAGCAAUAUCUUCAUCGCAAUCAUGACAAACCCCUAUAACCGCAGCCGAGCCACUCUCCCAACCUUCACCAAAACUUACCCCAAGCACCCCUCUCUCACCCACCGAAUCUGGAUCCCCUCAACCUACCAAUCUGGUGACGCACCAUUACCCCUCUACCUCAACAUCCACGGCGGGGGUUUCGUAAUCGGAAAACCCGCCCUAGACGAUGGAUUCUGCACCCACUUCUCCUCCAAACAUCGUAUCCUCGUCAUCUCCCUCGACUACUCCAAAGCCCCGGGAUCACCAUAUCCACAAGCCGUCAACGAAUUAACCGAUAUCGUAAACGCCAUCCUCGAAGAUGAAUCACUUCCAUUCGAUCGCGCGAAAGUGGCCAUUGGUGGUUUCAGCGCCGGCGGAACUUUAUCCCUCGCGGUUCCACAGGCUGCCUCUCUUCAAGGUAAGAUUCAGGGCGUCUGUGCAUUUUAUCCCCCGUGUAAUUUUGUGACGCCUCUAUCGGUGUCUAUUGCUGCGAGACCGGAACAUGCGCCUAAAGAUCUCUUGGAGGAAAUGGCUCCGCUGUUUAAUUAUGCGUAUCUACCUCCAGGAACGGAUUUGUGUGAUCCGAGACUCAGUGUGGCCUAUGCGAAGAGAGAGGUUUUGCCAAAGAAGAUUUGUGUUGUGGGAUGUGAGUUUGAUAUGUUAUGGUACGAUGCAGAAUUCUUAGUCGAGAGGUUGGUAGGGAAGGAGAGGGUGGAGGGUGAGUUGGUUUGGGAGGUGGAUGGGGUUAGGUGGGAGAAGGUUAUGGGUGUUGAGCAUGCAAAAGGACAAAGUAAAGAGAGAGAAGCAAAUGGUGAUAGGAAGGAAAAUGUAUGA
Sclerotinia sclerotiorum 1980 UF-70 is the source of this 957-nucleotide messenger RNA. RefSeq lists its product as hypothetical. Gene Ontology annotation, molecular function: hydrolase activity. The transcript is spliced from 2 exons. NCBI's taxonomy places the organism in Eukaryota, Fungi, Ascomycota, Leotiomycetes, Helotiales, Sclerotiniaceae. The coding region runs from base 1 to 957 and encodes 318 amino acids. The record is from RefSeq and is a predicted model, not a curated record.